AAUUAAAUAUAUUGAAUAUAAUUAAAUAUUUCUUUCAAUUUUUAAAAAAUUUACAAUUUUGUAGUGUCAUACAAAAUGAAGUGGUUAGUUUUUAAUAUUAUAUUAAUAAUUCGAAAUUAUGUAAUAUCUUGUCAGGAUAUUGUUUUUCCAAGUGAUGAAGAAACAUAUCACGUAAACAGCAACACUGAGACGAUAACAGAACAUAAUUCAAUAUUUAUACCAGACUCAUGUUCCAAAAAUAUGCUUCUUUAUCCUGGACCUGGAAAUAUAAGGAUAUGUGAUUGUAAACCUGGAUUUCUAUAUUUUCCAUUGAAUAAUAGUUGUCAUGAAGCAUAUAGACAAGGACCAUGUGCAUCACAACAUUAUGUUGUGCUUCCUAAAAAUGAAAUUAUAGCAAAAUGUAUAAGAAAUCCUUGCCUGCAGGAUGGUAUAGUACAAUAUAAUAACACAUGUUAUUUUUUAAGAACUACAGGUGGACCCUGUGCUCCUAAUAAAGUAAUAGAUGUAAAUACAAUUACAUUUGAAUUAGAAUGUAUAUCAGAAAUUGAACCAUUUAUAAUAAUCGAAAUACCUAAACAAUGUCCUGUUGGAAGUCGUAGAGAUAUACUUGGAAUAUGCAAAAAAAUAAGAAAUAUUCCUAAUUAAUAAAUCUGUAAUAAAUUUUUAUUUUUUAUAUAAAAAGAUAUUUAUUCAUUUGAGUUUUUUUAUAUAAUAAAUUUUGAUAUACUUUUAUAAUAAUGAUAUAAUAAUGUAUUAACAUAUUUACAAAAUAUUAUUAUUAUUAUAUUUAUGAGUUAUUAUUAUAUUUAUAUUUGCUUAUAACAUAAAAUUUUUAUUUUGCAUAUUCAUAAGAUGUGAUUUCAAAUAUCUAUAAUCAUAAUAUCAAUUUACAUCAUUAUGCUAUAUUUUUUAAUAUAUUUUUUUUAUAAAUGUAUAACUAUUAUAAUUUAUAUUGUUCUGACAUAUUAUAUACAAUUAGAUAAAAAUAUUAUACACUAAUAUAAUAAAAUAUUAUAUUAAAUAUAUAUCAUUAAUAUUAUUUAAAUUAAAUAUAUAUUAAUUUUAAAUUAAAGAUACUGAAUUUAAAUUCUAAUACUAUGUUAGAUAACUAUACUAGUUAUAGACUAUAAAUUGUAGUUUUAUACAGUCUUGAUAUGUAUAAAGAUAAAAAUGUAUACAAUAAAUUAUUUCUUUUAAUCACAAA
This is a messenger RNA of Apis cerana (Asiatic honeybee), 1204 nucleotides long. RefSeq lists its product as uncharacterized. NCBI's taxonomy places the organism in Eukaryota, Metazoa, Arthropoda, Insecta, Hymenoptera, Apidae. The record is from RefSeq and is a predicted model, not a curated record.